This is a messenger RNA of Acanthoscelides obtectus, 855 nucleotides long. The record is from the annotation of a GenBank genome assembly. Lineage: Eukaryota; Metazoa; Arthropoda; Insecta; Coleoptera; Chrysomelidae.
AUGGGAUAGAACUAAAUGCCAAAUAUAUUGACUUUUGAGACCGCUGUCGCAUUUUAUACCUUACGUAUUAUUUAAUUUAUUUAUUAAAUGGUGAAACCUAAUUUCCGUAACCCAUGGGCCCCAGCCGUUCCUUUACGACGUGCGGACAACAUCACUUCCUCAAAGGCGAAAGAACAGAACACUCCCGUCUUCAAGCCAGCUUUUGAACAGGACAAAAGGCAUGAUAUGUGGAUGGUGAUGUCCAACGGAUAUGGUACGCAAUGGUUCAAAGAAAAGGCUGUCUAUGAGAAAGAAACUUACUUUAGGUGGGAAACGAUCAAACAAGAGAAAAAAGUGAAACGACGAACCGUGCAAAGAAUGAUGACGUAUAGGCAGCCUACCAGGAUUGAGUAUUUAGAAAAAUAUGUGAUUGGGUAUAAGAAAAAUUGCAGAAAAAGUGUAUAUUUGAUCAACCAUAUAAGCUCACUUGCUCAUAAAUCUGGAAUUAUAGAAUUGAAGACACAAGUGAAUAAAGGAAAAGCCCGAGGGAUCCCCUAGAAUUUGACCAGAGCGACUAUUGCUACUAUAGAUAUAAACCGGUUUUACCCGAGAAAAAGCAUCAGUUAAUAAUAGCUCAUGAAGCGAAAAGUCAUAAAAAUAAAGGCGAGGAACAUGAAAAGAAACACGCAUUGGUAGCUAGCAAGACCAAAAAGAAAGGAAAUAGAAAAGAACCACAAGAUCACAAAACUGAAGCUGAAGAUCUCGUCUGUGCAAAUGGUGAUGGUGCGAUUGAAGCUGAGCUAGGUGCGACUUGUGAAUGUCAACAAGAAUAACAUUUCUUAUAAGUGUAAUUUUUAAUAAAGCAAAAUAAACUAA